This is a messenger RNA of Pleurotus ostreatus (oyster mushroom), 627 nucleotides long. RefSeq lists its product as uncharacterized. Bases 1 to 627 code for a protein of 208 amino acids. Lineage: Eukaryota; Fungi; Basidiomycota; Agaricomycetes; Agaricales; Pleurotaceae. The transcript is spliced from 2 exons. The record is from RefSeq and is a predicted model, not a curated record.
AUGAACGUUGCCAAACUAGCAAGCCAGUCGAGUGUCGCUCUCAACGAGGGCGUUGCGAUAGUCCGAAAGGUCAUCAAGGCCCUUCCUCCCUCGGCUAGUUUCACCACGUCCGAGUUGUACCAACUAGCACUGAAGGAAUCACCUUCCCCUGGUUUCAAGCCUUUCCUGCGCAGGGGAACUAGACCUACUGUCCACGGCAUUGGUCUCCCAUCGUCGAAGCCAGGACCUAAGCCCCCUCACCCGGACCAUCCAAUAUCCUCGAAAACAUUUCUGAAGAGAGAGAUACUCCCAGUGCUAGAGGGUAAACGCGAAAUCAAGCUAGUCGCCGCGCCACGUCUUCCCAGUCGCCCACCCGCACCGCAAAACGGGAAGCAGGGAAAGACUGCACAGAAGCAAGCAAAGAACUCUGCGCCACCACUGCCAGCUUCGUCGGUGUCUGCAUGGGUAUGGAAGCCCGUUGACAAGACUGCACUGCCCGCAGCGCGUAAAGCGUCAGCUGGCUUGGACGGAAUUUCUGCCCGGGAACGGGCGUUGGGUGCCGGAGAGGACUGGUCGCACUUGAGCAAACGGAGACAGAGGGCACGAGUUCGGAAAGUGCAGAUGGAUAUUGAUAAGCUAUCGUUGUAG